AUGGGCAUCCAGCACCUCCUGCUGCUCCUGAUCUACCUGGACCCGCUGUGCGCGAGCAAGAAACACGGGAAACACGCGCCGCGGCGCACCGCCAAAGCCAAGGAGCUCAAUGGCACCGCCACCGUGGCCGCCCCGACCGCGCGCGCUCCCGUCCCGCGGGUCCGCGCGCCCUCCCCGGUCGGAGGAGACCACGACACGUGCCUGGGUUAUUACGACGUGAGCGGCCAGUACGACAAGGAGUUCGCGUGCAACAACACGGACCACCGGUACUGCUGCGGCAGCUGCUUCCUGCGCUUCUGCUGCCCGGUGCGCGCCAAGAGGCUCGAACAGCGCGCGUGCACAAACUACAACACGCCCGACUGGGUGAAGACGCAGCCACCGUCGCCCGCGCCGACCGCUGACGCCUACGACCCUGCGCUGGACCGCACCAACACCACCGUGUACAUCACGUGCGGCGCCAUCGCGCUCGUGCUGCUGCUCGGCAUCGCCGCCAAGGUGGCGUACGACAAGGCCACGCGCCCGCCGCAGGAGAUGAACGUGCACAGGGCUCUAGCGGACAUCCUCAGGCAGCAGGGUUCUGUCCCUGCCUCACAUUAUGAGCAGGAGAACAUGGCUACUAUUGAUGGUUCACCGAAAGACAGCACACCUAUACGCAGCAACAAGAACCACUACACACCUGUACACAACAAAAACAACCAUGGGCAUCAUGGGAAGGAUAAUUUCCGCAGUGCUCAGGACAUGCACAACUUCAUCUCCUCCGGGUUUGUCACGCUCGGCAGAGGACAGCUGAAAGCUCAACAUUCCGUGGAUGAUCUGGGGUGGCAAGGAGACCUGGACAUCCCUCUGUCAUAUGGGAACCAUCAUCAUGACUACACGAGCCAUGUCGACCUCACUGGAUCUCACACACCUAAAAUCGGACACAGAAUAGAGCGCUACGAUAAGCCUCGCAUGAACAACAUCCUGACAUCACAGACAGAGCCGUACGAUCUGUCGUUCUCUCGUUCCUACCAGAACCUCACUCACCUCCUGCCUUCGUACGACAUGCCGCUGAAAGGCGACCACGGUGAGGACGACUAUUACGGGAGGAAGUUCCACCUACCUGAUGUGACCCCGAAGCUGGUGAAGUUGGCUCCGGAGACACCAGAGCACCGAGUGAGGCCACGUCGUGUGCAACGUGCAAUGUCUCAGGACCAUGUCCUCUCACCUGUCGUCUCGCGCCGUGACUAUGUUGCACCCGCAUACACAUUUUCGCAGGAUAUGCUCUCGGCCGAUCGCUUGCAAUCCCGGGAUCCUUUGCUCUCACCGGACAAGCUGCUCUCGCUGCGGCGAGCCGAUUUCCGUGAGAAGACGAUGGCUCGUGCACUCUCGCACACGGACAUCUUCGUGCCUCCCACGCCCACCAUCGAGCGACACCACAGGAUAGCGAAGGCGCACUCACACUCGCAGCAGAGCGAUGGUGCCGGCGACGACGGGUACAGGGGGAACGAUGGGCUGCUGAGCGUCAGUGGCAACAAAAGGCAGGCGUUCGCCUCAAGACGGACACACACAGUCGACCACUUGCAGUACAUACCUGGACAUCACCAUCAUCAGUACCGCACGGCCAGCAAGAAUGAAGUGACAGUGUGA
Messenger RNA from Ictalurus furcatus (blue catfish), 1626 nucleotides. RefSeq names its product protein shisa-6-like. Lineage: Eukaryota; Metazoa; Chordata; Actinopteri; Siluriformes; Ictaluridae. The record is from RefSeq and is a predicted model, not a curated record. Gene Ontology annotation, biological process: regulation of AMPA receptor activity; regulation of short-term neuronal synaptic plasticity. The transcript has 8 exons. Gene Ontology annotation, cellular component: dendritic spine membrane; postsynaptic density; AMPA glutamate receptor complex. Bases 1 to 1626 code for a protein of 541 amino acids.